AAAGUUUUCAGAGAUUCAUUUUUAUUAACUGCGCAUGUUAUUAAGUAUUGCAGUUGUGCAUUCGACGACAGAACUAUACAGAAAUAGCGUUAUUUUCAAUUCAAAUAAAGGAAUUUAAACAACUACAAUAUAAAGAAGGUCAGAAAAAAAAAAUCAAAUAUGGGAAGAGAUAUAGACAGACUUACAAUCGUUAGCAUGAAUGCUUCUGGAAGAAAAAGACGGCAAUAUCAGGACUAUCGAAAGUCUUAUUUAAAAGAUGUAAUCGGAGACAAUGAACCCGACUUAUUAUUUCUGCCCGGAGACGAUCCUGAUAUGUCGUCCUCAGAACUAAAUGAUUAUCGCCAAACACAAGUCCAUCAUAACCACGAAACUGUACUUUUGUACGAUACGAAGAGAUUGAAAUUGAGUACACCAGAUUGGUACGAUAUGGUGCCAUCUAUGGUAGUUCCUGGCAUACAACAAGGCAAGUUAAUGUAUCCUUUGUUCGAAGUCUUGGCUCCAAAACCCACUCAACAUACGGUCAAGAAAUUUCAUUGCAUCAGCUGGCAUUGGGAGCUUACUCAAACAACAUCACAGGAACUCUAUCAGUUUGCGUCUCGGUAUCUAUGGCUUGCACAAUAUCUUGGAUGGACUUCUAAAGUAGAGAUCUUGAUUGGAGGCGACUUUAAUUUGCCAAUUAAGAAGAUACAAGAGCUUCUAGAUGAACACAAUACCCUCAUUCAAAAGGGCGUCGAAGAUAUUAAACCAUUUUUCAGGAAACAUGGAUAUAUGGAUGAAAUGACAGAAUAUAUACAAGAACCAGGAUGUGCACUCCGACAACUUAAACUCCACAAGUGUAAGUCGGUGGCAGGGAUUAACGGGGACACCAACUACUUUGUCGCAUCAAAAGAAAUGAAUCUAUGUAAGACCGAAAUGAUGACAGCGUCAACACUUCCAGGAAGAUGCACCACUCUGACGAUGAACAGGCCAGCUGUACAGAAUUUCUGUCCAUUGCCAACGAAGACACAGAUGUGUAUUCCAGCAAGGCCACCAAGACACAACGGUGGUUAAAAUCUUUUCCUUUUAUUUUGUUUAUUAAAUUACCUGUAUAUAGAUUCUAAGUAUUAUUCGUAAAGGUUGUCUUUCGCCUUUAUCUGGUUUCAUUUUAUUAGUAUAUAUGUUUAUUUUAUCCUUCAAAAAUAGAAAAAUAAAUAAAGGUAACAAAUCCGAGAAAAAAAAUUAUGAAAUUUAUAGGUUUAUUAAGUAGUAAUUACUCUGUAAAUAAAGACUGUUUUACUAUAUUAUUUUGAUAUUUUACAUGUUAAUAUUGUGAUUGAUUUAUUAUGAUUCAAAUGGAUUGGAAACGAUGAUAUUGUGUUUACACUUUAAAGCAUUAUAUGACUUGUUGAAGACUAAUAUUUGCAGACAUAUACAUACUCUUCUUUUAUUAGGGAGUUUCUGAAUCCACUGUGUAAUAUUGAUACAUAAAACAUUAUUUACUUCGUUUUACAAAAUGAUUUAUGCAAGCCUUAUGUGGAAUUAUGUGUACAUUGUAUUGUCUUCCUUCGGACAGAUAUGUUUUAUAUGUAUUUAGUUUAAUUUUUAUAAAUAAAGUUUAUGUUAAUAUA
Messenger RNA from Mytilus trossulus (common blue mussel), 1607 nucleotides. RefSeq lists its product as uncharacterized. NCBI's taxonomy places the organism in Eukaryota, Metazoa, Mollusca, Bivalvia, Mytilida, Mytilidae. Bases 160 to 1050 code for a protein of 296 amino acids. The transcript is spliced from 3 exons. The record is from RefSeq and is a predicted model, not a curated record.